Molecule: messenger RNA, 615 nt
Organism: Dermacentor silvarum
Lineage: Eukaryota; Metazoa; Arthropoda; Arachnida; Ixodida; Ixodidae
Exons: 3
Coding region: 1-615 (204 amino acids)
Biological process (GO): small GTPase-mediated signal transduction; cell migration
Molecular function (GO): GTP binding; GTPase activity
Source: RefSeq, a predicted model, not a curated record
AUGUGCUUCAGCAUCGACUCACCCGACUCCCUGGAGAACUACCCGGAGUCGGGCAUGCUUGAGGUACGCCACUUCUGCCGCAGCGUGCCUACCAUCCUUGCGGGGACCGAAGGACCCGUACACGCUGUCGGAGCUUGCCAAGACGAAUCAGAGGUGACAGGAGGACCACCACCGCUUGGGGCCGGUGUCGCCGGCGGGACAGCACGCAGCAGUGGGUCUUCGGCCGAUGAUUGUAUCGAUGGCUUGAACAGCCUGAAGCUUUCCAACAUCGAUCACGACACGGAAAACAGAGAACCUUCUCAGCCGAAAGAGAGCUCGCCAAGGCUAAGCAAGAGGGGCGGACACGAUUACGACUGGCUGCGGCCGCUGUCGUACUCGGACACAGCCGUGAUCCUGAUGCGCUUCAGCAUCGACUCACCCGACUCCCUGGCGAACCACCCGGAGUCGGGCACGCUGGAGGGACCGAAGUACCCGUACACGCUGUCAGAGUUCGCCAAGGCGAAUCAGAGGUGGCAGGAGGACCACGAUCGGUUGCGGCCAGUGUCGUACCCUCAUGUGCUUCAGCAUCGACUCACCCGACUCCCUGGAGAACCACCAGGAGUCGGGCAUGCUUGA